AUGACUAUUGGAACUUUUUUAUUCUUAAUAACAGAUGUGGAAUUAACAAUAUAAAACUCUGACUUUCUUAAUGGUUAUGGUUAAAUUGGAGGAGCAAUUUACUUAUCAGGUUUUAGUAAUUUAAAAGUAUUUAAAAGCAGUUUUAAAAAUAAUCAAGCAUUUACAAAUGGAGGGGCUAUUUAUGCUGUAGGAUUUUAAAGUAUCAUCUUGGAACAGUGUGAUUUUCUAUAGAAUCGUGCCUAAGAUGGAGGAGAUGAUAUAUACGCUUCGAAUACAGAUAAAAAUCUAACUCUUUAAUCUGUGAGUAUAGUGAACAAAUUGGCAAGAAAUUCAAUAUAUGCUGAACAAUGUGGUGUUUAAAUAAUUGACAGCUAAAUAAAAGAAAUAAAUAAUAUACAAAGUACUCAAGGUGCGGGAUUGCAAUGUUUUAAUUGUAGAAAUAUCUACAUUUCAUAAAGUUUAUUCUCUAGUUUAUUCAGCUAAAUUGGUUCUGCAAUUUACAUCGAGGAAAAUGAAGGCAAUAAAUUAGUAUCUGACUCUUUGGAAAAAUAUAAAAUUUAAAAUUCAAAGUUUCAAAAUUGUGUAGCAAACGUUGCUGGUGGUGUUUUCUUUCUAAAUAAUAUUUAGUAUAUGUCGAUUCAAAACUCUACAUUUUAAGACAAUAAAGCACUCUAUCAAUCAACUUAUUCCAAAUAAGAAAUCGCAGGAGCAGGAGGAGCAAUAUAUUUUACCUGCGAUGAGACUUAUCUAAAUUGCUAGUUAACUUUGUCAAGAUAAAAUAAAUUUACAAACAAUUUAGCUGAAAUUAAAGGUGGAGCUAUUUUUUGGGAUGCUGUUGAGCCUUAAUUUUCAGACAUUAUUUUUUCUAAAAAUAAAGCACUUUAUUAUGGUGAUAAUAUUGCCUGCUUUUCCUAGAAUCUUAUAGUUAUUAACUAGACUUACUACAACUUUAAAUUAUUGGAUCUUGGAAUUUUAAAAAAUGAUGAUCAAAUAUUUGCUGAAAUCUAACUAAAAAUGAAAAAAUGUUAAUGA
Messenger RNA from Stylonychia lemnae, 1032 nucleotides. NCBI's taxonomy places the organism in Eukaryota, Ciliophora, Spirotrichea, Sporadotrichida, Oxytrichidae. The record is from the annotation of a GenBank genome assembly.